ACAAUGACUUAAAAUUCCCACUUAAAACUUUUUAAUUAUAAAAUAAAUAAUUUUAUGUAAAUUUGAGCGGUGAGCGGUGGCACUUCUGAAAUAAGGAAACGCAGUAAAAGCAUUAGAAAACGUGUCUAGUAGCGGAGGAAAGGAGUGUCAUACGCAUGGCUGCUGGCGUUUCUACCUUUUUCGUAAAUAAACAAUACGAAAACCGUAUACAAUUUCCCAGUCUUCCAGAUCAACCCCACAAGAAGAAAGAAUAUAUAUCAAUACACACACACACAUAUAUAUAUAUACAGCACUUCUGUCCCAUUACUGUCUUCGUUUACUUCCCAAGAAAAGCAAGUUUUUAGGAAAUGGGACAAGGCGAGGAAGAGAAGACCAGACCUGACCCUCAACUCGAAAUUCAGGAAAGAGGUGAAAUAUUCUUCUUCUACAGACCAAAAGUUGGUAAAGAAGAAGCCCACAGUCCGGGCGAUGUGCAAAGACUUUAUAUUGUGUUGCGGCCGGAGUCCGGCGAACGGCCGGUUGAAGAAAAGCAAGACCCUCGUUCGGGGAAAGAGGGAGCAAAGAAAGAAUCCACUGAGGACAUGACUAGUGAAUCUACUAAUAACGAAACUGAAGGUGGCUAUGGUUCUCAGGAAGUGAACAUUGAGAAGGAGCCAUUGCUGCGGUUGAUUGUCAUGGGACGUAAAGCUCUCCCAAAUCCAAGCCAGAAAUCCCAGCCAUUCUGGGGAUUUGUUGAAAUGGUCACAACAAAUAUAGAUGACUUGAAAGCUGCUCUUAAAGAAGAGGAAUAUGAGACUGCAACAAGAGGCCACCGCCAUAAACCUGGUGCAAGAGCAAUGGGAGAAGGCAUAUACCGCAUACUAAAACACAAUCCAGGCAGGAGGCCGCAUACCCAUCUCAUUUACAAGCUUGAAUUUCCAGCUGAAGACAAGAACAAGGAGCCUCAAGAGGCCCUUAACGUGGAGAAAGAAGGUUCAUUCGUCCUCCAAAUAAAGAACCCUGAGCAGGCUGCAGGAGGGAGUUCCCAGUUCAGAGGGCUUCAAAACAAGCGCAAGGCUGCUUUUCCUGCCCACCUGCAAGGUCUCUGCGGCCACCGGCGGUUUGUUCCGGCGGACCCACCGGACUUUUUGAACUAUGAAGGGUGUGAGCUGUUGCUUAUAUCAGCUUCAGAUGAUAUAGAGGAGGAACUAGGGUUGGAGCUGAAGACAGAAGUAGAAGAGGAUGAGACAGAGUAUCCCUCUUGCUCUGAUUUGAUACAGACUUUUGGGGAGGAUGCUGCGCCUGUUACUCCUCUUCUUAAAGGAAUCUGGGCAUGAAAUCUUCAUCCCAUUUCAGGAGCUUCUUGUUAGACUUUUUUUACAGGCUGGUAUGGAACCCAAGACAACAUUCUUACUCGAUUUUUGAUAAAAAGGGUGAGUUCAGAAUCUGUUGCUUGGGUUUAAUUAGUAAUUAGGGUUUUUGGAUUUUGUUGUUGGGAUAGUAUUUUGGUACCUUGGAUGUGGCAGAUGAAAACUUAUAUCCAGCACUGUGAAGUUAAGGGUUGAGCCCUUGUUUUGUAAAGAUGGGAUUCUACUGCUUACUGAUCCCAAGUUUUCUAAAAAUGCUAAAUUUUAGUUUGCUAAGUGAAAA
Messenger RNA from Carica papaya (papaya), 1629 nucleotides. RefSeq lists its product as uncharacterized. The record is from RefSeq and is a predicted model, not a curated record. NCBI's taxonomy places the organism in Eukaryota, Viridiplantae, Streptophyta, Magnoliopsida, Brassicales, Caricaceae.